GAAGGAUACACAGUCAAGCCUCCUUCAGUCCGCGGCCGAUAUACUCGCCGCUAACCCAUCAGUGCAACUCCAUCUAACGGACGAGCUCGCUCCGCGUCUGCCGCCGCUCACCGACAAGCACACCGCCCGUCCGACAUGGCUGACCAGCUAACAGAGGAACAAAUUGCAGAGUUCAAGGAGGCUUUCUCCUUAUUCGACAAGGAUGGCGACGGCACCAUCACCACCAAAGAACUUGGCACCGUCAUGAGGUCGCUGGGACAGAACCCCACAGAGGCUGAGCUGCAAGAUAUGAUCAACGAGGUUGACGCUGACGGUAAUGGAACCAUCGACUUCCCCGAGUUUCUGACCAUGAUGGCGAGGAAAAUGAAGGACACAGACAGCGAGGAGGAGAUCCGCGAGGCAUUCCGGGUAUUUGACAAGGACGGGAACGGCUACAUCAGCGCCGCCGAGCUGCGUCACGUCAUGACGAACUUGGGCGAGAAACUAACAGACGAGGAGGUGGACGAGAUGAUCAGAGAAGCAGAUAUCGACGGAGACGGACAGGUCAACUAUGAAGAGUUUGUACAGAUGAUGACUGCAAAGUGAAGCUGGCUCGCCCCGUCCUGUCCCCUCUUAGAAGAAAGAAAGAAAAGAAAAAAAAAAAAAAUCCAAAUGUUUUACUUACCUCUUGGAAAAGAAAAAAAAUGUUCAUUUAUUCAUACUGUUUCUGUAUAGAAAAUAUUGAAUGUUGAAAUGAAAUAUCCUUCUGUCCACACAGGAAAAUAUGAAAAAUCCAGAAAAAUAUCUGCAUGAUAACAAUGGUUAGUGACCCCGUCCCCUCGCCCGGAGCGCAGUUUAGCAUCAGUACUUAACAACAGCGUAAUAACGACAACAAACCCUGUAACUACUACCUUCAGCGGAAGCAUUUGGCGGACUUCCUCCAGUUCCAUUUGCUCGUGGUCAAUGUCUGGGACGGCCAUCUCUUCUUUCUCUCUGUUUUCUGUUCUUCAUGCAUGCAGCUUGAGACUGGAGCACUAACCCCCUCCCCUCCCUCCGUCCCACCCCUCCGGGCAACCAGAGCGUGCUGAUUCCACUAUAAGCUGUCCUCUUGUUGGUUUGGUACAGUUUUUUUUUUUUUUUUUUUUUUUUUUUUUUUUUUUUGUAUUUGGAGAAGGAACCCUGUGCUGUUAGGAUGAGGGGAGAUGAUACCAGGUUCUGACUCAAGUGGAAUGGGACUUAAUUGUAUGCUAGAUAAAGAGGAAAAACUAUGUACAAAAAAAAGACAUUUUCAGAUGUUUGGCAUGUUCUUCUGUUCUGUUAUGUUCGGACGGUCAUCUUAGUUGUGCCCUUUUUUUAAGGAGGGGACUUUAAAGAGUCUUACGGUGAGCUUUUUUCUUUUUUUUUUUCUUUCUUUUCGCUGAGAUGGAGUCUGUCCUCUUUUCUUGCAAGAGGGAACCACUGGCCUUCACAUUUGUUUUUCUUCUGUUUCUUGACUCGGACUUGGGCAGUGUGGGGAAGUACUCGUACUAGUGUGUCGUUGCUCUCGCUCCUCUGCUCGGUGGAGUUCAGUUUACAUUCAUUCCAAGUUGUACAUGCUAGUUUUCUUUUCUUUUUUUUUUUUUUUUUUUUUCAAAUAAAAGACCAUGAACUUUA
Synchiropus splendidus (mandarinfish) is the source of this 1632-nucleotide messenger RNA. It is a transcript of the gene calm1b, whose product is annotated as calmodulin 1b. The transcript has 6 exons. The coding region runs from base 136 to 585 and encodes 149 amino acids. The record is from RefSeq and is a predicted model, not a curated record. Lineage: Eukaryota; Metazoa; Chordata; Actinopteri; Syngnathiformes; Callionymidae. Gene Ontology annotation, molecular function: calcium ion binding.